Rosa chinensis is the source of this 1803-nucleotide messenger RNA. Its product is annotated as probable disease resistance protein At5g66900. The record is from RefSeq and is a predicted model, not a curated record. Gene Ontology annotation, biological process: defense response to fungus. The coding region runs from base 1 to 1803 and encodes 600 amino acids. The transcript is spliced from 4 exons. Lineage: Eukaryota; Viridiplantae; Streptophyta; Magnoliopsida; Rosales; Rosaceae.
AUGGCCAAUCCAGUGGAUGUUUUCGCCGGGGCUGGUGGAGGAUUACUAUUCAAUGUGCUCUAUGAUGGCCUCAAGGAGCUGACCACCAAGUAUGUGCUGUUCAAACACGACCUCAAAAGCGUCAAAUCCACACUCGAAUCUCUGGAGCAAGUGGUUCAAGAGAUAGCACGACUUAACGAGGAUCUGGAUCGCCUGGAGGAAGAACUAGCGAGCCUAAAAACCCAACUAGAGGAGGGCAAAGUGCUCGUUGCCAAGUGCGGCAAGGUUCGUGUGUGGAGCGUGUACAAGAAGUACAAAUACUCCAAGAAACUUCUUGGAUGGAAUGACAGUCUUAAAGAACAGUUGGAGAUGCUCAAAGUUCAUGCAAUAAGAGAUGGGAAGGAGACCUUGACAACGGUGAAGAGAACAGAGAAGACUGUGAGUCAAAUCAAAUCGACCAGUUUCAGUAUAAAGGAGGGAGUGGAGCAAAUUGAGACCAACACUGCAAAUCUACAGGUGGUGGUGAGCCGAGUGGAAGCGAGUGUUUCGAAUAUAGAGGCUGGGAUAAAGCAGAUGCAACAAAUUGAAGCUUGGUGUGCGGUACCUGAACUUCCAACUCUUACAGUUGGAUUGGAUGGGCCUUUGAACGAACUGAAGAUGAAGUUGUUCAACAAUGGAGUGUCAAUGGUUGUGCUGACCGCUCCCGGAGGAUGUGGAAAAACCACUUUGGCAACAAAGUUCUGUCAAGAUGAGCAAGUCCAAGGUAGUAGAGAGGGCUGUAAGGGAUUUCCACUUGCUAUAACAGUGGCCGGAAAAUCACUUUGCGGACAGCCUAUAGAGAUUUGGCAGGAAAGACUCAUCAAAUGGUCCAAACAUUCUUCGAUUCUUGAUUCGGAGACUGAAUUGCUUCUUCGCCUCCAAACCAGUUUAGAUGUCUCGAAUAAGGAAAUGAGUAUGGUCAAAGAAUGUUUCUUAGACCUAGGUUCAUUUCCUGAAGAUCAAAGAAUCCCUGUUGCUGCCCUCAUUGAUAUCUGGACUGAGUCUUACGAUUCACUGGAUCAAGACAUUUUGUGUGUUGCAAACCUCCACCAGAUCACCAACCGAAGUCUAGCUAAUCUUGUAGUCACAAGGAAGGACAAGCUGCAGGGGGAUGGAUACUACAGUGAACAUUUUGUUACCCAGCAUGAUCUGCUUAGAGAGCUGGCUAUCUAUGAGACAAGACAAGAGGACCCCGGACAUAGAGAAAGACUUAUUAUCAACAUAUCUAAAGACAAUUUUCCCAAGUGGUGGAGCAAACAAAACAAUGGGUCAAUCCAAUUUUCACAUGCAUGGCCAAAUCUAGUGGAAGUGAACAUUGACUAUUGCAAUGAUUUGGUGGCAUUGCCUGCUGACACCAGUGAUUUGAUUCUUCUAGAGAAGCUCAGCAUCACCAACUGUCAUAAGCUACUUGCCUUGCCUGAAGAUAUUGGAAAGCUGGCCAAAUUAGAAUUGUUGAGGCUAAGGUCUUGUACAGGCUUAGCAAAGUUGCCGGGUUCGACUGGGAACCUCAAGAAGCUAAAAUCUCUUGAUAUAUCUUACUGCUUCAGCAUUAAGGAAUUGCCUGAAGACUUUGGUGAAUUAAGCAGCUUAAGAGAGCUUAACAUGAGAGACUGCUCAAGAUUGCAAGAGCUGCCUCUAUCAGUUUCAAAUCUGGAGCAUUUAAAAGUUAUAGGUGAUGAUGAGACACAAAGUUUAUGGCAACCCUUCUUACCUAUCAAAGGCACACACAUAGUAGUGGUCAAAGAGAAUAUCAACCUAAAUUGGCUCCCCAAGUUUCAGUUUUGA